This is a messenger RNA of Fusarium tjaetaba, 3048 nucleotides long. RefSeq lists its product as uncharacterized. The transcript has a single exon. The record is from RefSeq and is a predicted model, not a curated record. The coding region runs from base 1 to 3048 and encodes 1015 amino acids. Lineage: Eukaryota; Fungi; Ascomycota; Sordariomycetes; Hypocreales; Nectriaceae.
AUGGCACCGAAUCUAAAAUCAGUCGUUUCCAAAAACAUUCGCGACCAUACCACACGAACAGUCCUCAGAAAAGCCCUAGAAGAAAAAGAUGGAAAGACCUUGAACCAAUCACCAGAGACCGCGGCUAUGAUCCGCGACUGGGAGAGUCUCGGCGAGAAAAGGGGAAGACAAAGUCUGGAGACUGUUGAUAAGGCUGUACAGGAAAAGAAGCCAGACGUUGAUGGUAUGACGGAUGAAGAACUGAGUCGGAUCAGCAUUCACAUUUCUUCCGUUGAAGAAGAAGCUGGAGACCAGUCGGAUGAGAAGAUGAAGGACGAGGAGACGGCAAAGUUUGAUGAGUAUAAGCAUCAUCAGUUUAUACAAAGAUGGGGGUUGUUUCAAGACUCGGAUGGGCGUGAUGAGGAGUGGUUUAUCGCCGAUCCGCCUGUUCUUGAGGAGACUGAUCCUGGAUAUCUGUGCGAUAUGUGUCGACACAUUGAUUUCACGGUCCUUCUAUCCCAACGAGGCUUGCCGGGAAAUCAACUACCAGGACAGUCCCGCAUCUCAUUGUAUGGUAUUCCCAAGGUCAUGGAUGAGAAGAGUGCUUGCUCUUUUUGCAGACUGAUCCGAAAGAGAGUUAUUCAGGAUCAGAUACUCGCGGAUGUUCAUCCUGAUGGCUGGCCGGGGAUGCAGUUGAGUAUCAGCACUUUGGACGAUGGGCCGGAGUUUCCUCUAAGGCUGGAAGUUGAAUUCUCAGAUCUUGACCGUUCAAAGGCUUCAAGACUGGUGAUACAUGCAGUUGAACCAAUAGAGAGUCAGUCGAAGCCUCUUCAGGGUCUUGCGGUUCAGAAGGAUUCCGCUGAUAUACCACGCCUUCGAGAGUGGGUUCAGAGAUGCCACAAGGAUCAUAAAUCAGCAGAAACAGAAACUGACUCUACUGAAUACCUCAAACCUCUUAUGAGCACACUGCGAGUCAUCGAUACGAUUGACAACUGUGUGAAGGAGGUCGACACACCAUGCGAGUAUAUCUGUCUUUCCUAUGUCUGGGGAACUGGAAGUCAGACACAGUACACUACCAACACAAGAGACCAGCUGAGUAAAUCUGGCGGCCUGCGCAACUUCGAACUUCCCCAGACUAUUAUUGAUGCUAUCGAGGUCACGAGGCAGCUUGGUAUCCGCUAUAUUUGGAUCGAUGCUUUAUGCAUCACGCAAGAUGAUAAGGAUGACAAGGCUAGGAUUAUUACAAACAUGGGGACUAUCUACGCCAAUGCUACGCUUUCAAUCAUGGCCUCGUCCAACGUCAACCCCACCGAUGGACUGCCAGGCGUUGGAGUCCCUCGGUCAAAAGAGCAAUGCAUCGAAAAGCUCCAGGGACUCACUCUUGCCGUCGCAUUUCAAGAUGCUAGACAAAGAUAUUUCGAUAUCGAAGAUAAACUAUGGAACACAAGAGCAUGGACGUUCCAAGAACGAGUCCUCUCAAGACGGUCAGUCUACUUCACUAACGCGCAGAUGUGCUUCGUCUGCCCCCACGGAGCCUGUUUCGAAGACACCGUUCCCGUCUCAGAUCCCAUGUCAUACACGAUUACGCCUUUUAACGACGAUCUCCAACUAACAUCUCGAGUCCACAACUUAUGGAUGCGUAUAUGGUCGGACCCAACUCAGGCUGCGUACAUUAACAAAGCUUUCGCGACAGAGGAUGAUAUGACGAUCUUUAUCGGCGAAGACCCAGCUACUGGUGAAGCUUCACAGGAUGGUGCUCCAUUAUACAAAUCCAAAGCUAUUCCGAGCUUAGAUACAAUCGAUGCACCGCUCAUCAAGGGGCACACACUCUGGGAAGCGUACGCUCACGCUGUCGACGCUUAUACAAAGAGAAACAUGACGUGGCAGUCCGACGCCGUCAAUGCCUUUAUUGGUAUUGCAGAUCUUAUCCGCCGUGGCACAAAUACCAAGUUCUGGCAUGCCAUGCCGGAAUUUGCUCUCACGCGAUCUCUCUUAUGGUAUCCCAAAGAACCCCUGUCUCGAAGACGGUCACCAGACGGAAAGAUUUUAUUUCCGAGUUGGUCCUGGGCGGCUUGGCAAGGGCAUGUCUCAUAUCGAGGCAGAGGCUUCCACAACGCCGUGUGCUAUGCCCCAGUUAGUAUGAUAAUGUGGCUGAAGUCAGCUACAGUUGACGAAUUCAUGGAGACGUUUGUGCAAGUGGAGAGAACGCAGGAGGAAAUCGACGAGAGGAGACGCCAAGCUGAGAGUUCGCGCCUUUUGUUGCACAAGACUGAUCUUUGGUCGCUUUUACAUAUUGACUGCUACGAGCAUGGGUGGGCUGUUGAGCACAACGAGGACCGAAAUGAGCAUCUCUUUGUUCAUGAGGCGUAUCCGGGCAUGAAAUUUGAGUUUCCGAUUAAUCUUCCUGCCGAGCCUGUCGUGGAGUUGCCGUUUGAAGAUACUCUGUACUUUCGUGCAAAAGCGGUUUCGGUUCGACUAUGUGAGAAGCCAUCUGAGUCGUAUUUGGCAUCGCCUAUAGAGGACAACUUCAUCCAGAUGGGAGUCAACGAUGAAGAUAGGUCAGCUAAUAACCGUCGACCGUGGCAGCGUAUCCUCUACCAUCAAGGCUAUCGCGCUGGAAGUCUGAGUUUGAACGUCUCGCUUGAACAGCUCAAUAUUCCCUCGACAACCGAAGAGGCCCAGAGUUCACCAGUGAAGUACAUCCUCGUGGCCAUAUCUCGCGACAGUCUCUCAUACGUUGCACCUCCACCCAUUGGAUGGGAGAUGUACUGGGAUGGUGAUCCGAUGAGAAUGCAGUAUGAAAUUCUUCAAGAAGAGUGGCUGCAGAGAAGGCGCUUGCCUGGUGCACCUGAUGAGAGCGUGAAGCCAAGUACCGAGAAGGUCAAUGAUACUGGUGAUCCGCGAUGGGAUUUGGGUCGAUUCGGAAGUACUAGUGUAUUGGAUGUUUGUAAUGUGCUGUUGCUUAGAGAAACGAGGGAUGGGAUAUCGGAGAGGGUCGGUGUUGGAAAGAUCAAUUACUCGGCGUUCUUCGCAGCGAAGCCUGAGCCUGAUGUGUUCUAUUUGAGAUGA